GGACAAUUGCCAGACGGUUGGGUAAUUUCUACCCAACUUUUUCACUCCGUUGAAUUAUUGUUAUAUCUGGGUUUAUUUGAUCGAAAAAUUUUGCAUUGUCUGAUCGGGUCAUGGUAAGGGGGUCUCUGACAAGUGCUAGGGAUAAUGUAUAUAUCGGUUACACUGCGGCAAUAUACAGUGGUUAGUGGUUGAUGAACGCGCAGCGUGACUAAUCGAAUUAACGUUGCUUUGAGGAUCAGGGGCCGUGGAUGAUCCGAUCACGUGGCCGAUGGACGAAUUGCCAACGAUGCGAACCACUUCCAUACUGCGAGAUGACGAUGGAUGUGAGCAAGACGGAGCCGAGUAAAAAUGGAGCUCCUCAGCAGGAAUGCGCCGGAUGUGGAAAACCAAUUACCGAGAGGUACCUCCUGAAGGCCCUAGACAUGUUUUGGCACGAAGAUUGCUUGAAAUGCGGUUGUUGCGAUUGCCGACUCGGUGAAGUAGGUUCAACCCUCUACACAAAAGCCAAUCUGAUUCUCUGCAAGCGCGAUUACCUCAGAUUAUUUGGUAACACUGGAUACUGUGCUGCAUGCUCCAAGGUUAUUCCGGCAUUUGAAAUGGUCAUGAGAGCUAGAGCUAAUGUCUAUCAUCUAGAGUGCUUCGCUUGUCAGCAGUGCAAUCACAGAUUUUGCGUAGGGGACAGAUUCUAUUUAUGCGAAAACAAAAUUCUCUGCGAGUAUGAUUACGAGGAGCGACUGGUAUUCGCAAACAUGGCCCUUCAUCCACCGCCCACGGCAACACUAGCGCACAUAAAGCGUCAGGUGACACAUCUCCAGCCCCAGAACGUAGCUGCAGCCCAGGCAAGACAAACAAAUGGAGAUAUUGCCCAUAACCACAAUGGGUAUCAGCCAGCAGCAACCUCUACCGGGGCCCAUAAUUCUCUAAAUCCCAUGAAUAAUUUAAAUGGAAUCAACGCACAAACUACGUACGACACCAAAUGACAGUCAAAGUAGGAGAAAUUUUUUUACCUAAAUAAUGGUGAAUCUAUUUCUCCCCGGAAGAAAGAAAAACGAUGGAGAAAUGUCUAAAGCUGCCAAAGACUAGAACAAUCGGGAUUACUUGUUUACCCGCAACUCAGUCCUCUUACGCAUUGCAAAAAAAUAUUUUGCAAAUUCUAAAUAGAUAUGCCUUGCGAUGAAUUUUUUCUUACCGCACGCGUAAAAAUUAAUCUAGAAAUUCAACAAUUUCAUUUUAUUUUUCAAAAGUCAAAGCUAAUGAAAAUAUUUUAUUUUCGAGGGCUCGAUAAGAUUAAAAAUAUGUAGUCAACAGCAAAUGAUAAAUUAAUAUCUCAUUAAUUCCAUUAUUUCAAUAUUUUUUCCCUGUUAUAUUGCACAAUUAAAUUAUUAUCUGGUUACGUGUAAUUAGGCUGUAAAUACUGAGGGAAAUGUAUGGAAAUUAUUUAAAAUAAUUCAUAAGCUCUCAUUUGUUGAUUCCAGUAUAUUUCCUCAGUAAAAAAAAAUUGGUGCUCUCUAGAAAAUUAAAAUCCAUUGUUAGGAAAAACAUUAAAGCCAAUGGAUUCUAAAAGGCCUCUCCCCACCGAUAUAAAUCAUCUGCAAGUUCCUCUCACACGAGAAAAAAAUGCUGGACAAAAAUUACGUAGAAAUUCUGGUAAAUUAUACCGUACAAGUUAACAAGUUAACUAUAUUUCCACUUCAAUGGAAAAUUUUUAUACAAAAAUCUAAAGCGUCAAUUUUUCCAAAAUUUUCACAGUAAUUUCCACAAUUUUUCACAGUCAGUGAAUGAUAAUUUUUUUCAUUAUUCGAGAAAGAAUUUCUCUCAGUGCUGUAAUUUUUCUCCAGCUCUUUUCUCCAUUAAAUUAAACGUUAACCAAAUAAAAAUGAUUUUGAAAAAGAAUUGUUAGAUAGAUCGGGUAUUCGAGCGAGAGUUAGCCGGGGUACAACCCCGGGGGUAUAAUACGUUAGGGGUGACUUAGCGUCGUUUCAACUUUGAAUCUCCGUAGAGGCCCAGAUUGAUGCGGCCAACUUUUACGUUGCCUUAUUUGCGAGUCAGAUAACGAGGCUGAGUUAUGCCCAAAGUUUUUAAACACAGGAGGAAUAAACCGGAGGGCGAGGAUGGAAAAAUGCUUUAUUUCAGGUCAUGUGUAACCAAAGGGCCACAUACAUUCGCAGGUUGUGGAUGAGGGGAUGAUUGGGCGAAUGGAAUGAAUGAAGCUGAAUCGUGCCUGCGACGAAUGCUUCCAAAUGUAAAAGAAUGUUUAAAAAAUAGUUGUAAUUUAUGUAAAAAUACCACAGAGAGAGAAAAAUUCAAUAAAAAUUAUUCAAAUAAUUCGGUAAUUGUGGAGUGAACGGUCAUUAAGAGAUAAACUAUCAAAUAACAUUGAAUUUUUACAUAAUAUUACAGACAAAUCAGGGUCUGUUCUGUAAACAAUUCAAGUUGUUUGGUAAUUUUUCUCUAAAUGAUACUUCGCAUUAAAAAUAAACAUUAAAAAUUUAUCAUUUUCCUGUGAUCAAAAUUUAUUCGUAUGAAUAAUCUCUCUGUGUUUCCCGAGUGGAAUAAAAAAAAUCUAAAAAUGUAUACUAUCCUAGCGUCAAUAAUCCACGACUAAUAAACGUACUUUUCUGUAACAUUUGUUGAAUCCGGGAGAAUUGUAAAGAGACUUCCCUCCUCCCCCCCAAAAAAAAAACACCGAACCAUGUUUUUUGUAUUAUAGUUUAUCACUGUGAAACGAGAAUAAAGAAUUCUUUCGAUGUUAAUAUUACACCAGUUGGAUUAUGUAUGAAAAAAAAAAUAUAAUGGGAAAUUGAUCCCGGAAUUUUAACACGAAAUAUUCAUCGAUAACGUCUCUUCACACUCGAUUC
Diachasmimorpha longicaudata is the source of this 2858-nucleotide messenger RNA. RefSeq names its product Beadex (gene Bx). Gene Ontology annotation, biological process: positive regulation of transcription by RNA polymerase II. Gene Ontology annotation, molecular function: transcription coactivator activity; DNA-binding transcription factor binding. The transcript is spliced from 6 exons. Bases 249 to 980 code for a protein of 243 amino acids. NCBI's taxonomy places the organism in Eukaryota, Metazoa, Arthropoda, Insecta, Hymenoptera, Braconidae. The record is from RefSeq and is a predicted model, not a curated record. Gene Ontology annotation, cellular component: nucleus.